UGACGUCAUCAUUUACUUCCUGUGUUGCUGUAUUUAUACUUGAGUUUUGUCAUUAAUAUAAGUCUCUUUGUGCAAGUAAUUCUGAAUGAUUGUUAUUACUUAUCGUGCUUGAACUAACUAAGUCAAUACACGACAGUGGCGACGAGGACUAACGGAUCAUGGCAACUACGCUGAUGGGGCACAUAGAGGCUUUCGAGCCUGAGGCAGACGAUUGGCCGCAGUAUGCAGAAAGAAUGGAAGAGAUGUUCGUAGCAAAUGAGAUGGUAGGAGAGGGUAUGGCCGAGAAGAGACGAUCUGUGUUUUUGUCCGUGGUGGGAAAGCGUACCUACAACAUCCUGCGAAGCCUUCUCUCACCAGACAAACCUUCCACUAAGACGUUCGAGGAGUUGACGGCAGUACUGACGAGUCACUUCAGUCCACCGCCAUCAGAAGUGAUCCAAAGGUUCAGAUUCUAUGGCAGAUCAAGACAACCAGGAGAGUCAGUGUCAGCGUUCAUAGCUGAGUUGAGGAAGCUGACAGAAUAUUGCAACUUUGGAGCAUCAUUGAAUGCAGCGUUGAGAGACCGAAUAGUCGGCGGAAUCAACAAUGAGGCAACACAGAAAAGACUCCUGGGAGAGCGAGCAUUGACUUACCAGAGAGCAGUAGAGAUUUCCCAGAGUGUGGAGACGUCAGACGCUAACCUAAGGGAGAUGAAGCCUGUCCCUAUCAAGACAGAGCCAGUAUUUCAGAUUGGCAGGGAGAGACAAGAGACUCAGACAGCCAAUAAACUGACACAAUGUUCACGCUGUGGUACUGAGGGACAUUUACCGACUACAUGUCGGUUUAAAGACAAAUAUUGCAACUUUUGCAAAAAGAAAGGCCACAUUGCUCGAGUGUGUAGAAAUCGACUACAGCAGGCAGAGGCAUGGAGGCCCAAGCACUCAAGAAAGAACGUUCGAUACCUAGAGGAAGAAACUACUUCAGAGAGUGAAGAUGCCGAAGACUACAUCAAGAUGGUGGCUGAUAUCUCUCAAGUCAAGAGGAGAGAAAGGUCACCACCCAUCAGAGUAACAAUGUCUGUGAGUGGGGUAGACCUAGAUUUUGAAGUAGAUACAGGUGCCUCUGUUAGCCUCAUGGGAGAAGCUGAUUACUCUAAGUUGUUCCCCAAACACCCACUAGUACAAUCUGAGGUCAGACUACAGACUUACUUGGGAGAACCUAUCUCUGUUGUUGGUAGUGUUGUGGUUAAGGUUGAAUAUGGAGGUCAAACCGCUGACUUACCACUGAUUGUUGUCAAGGGAAAUGGUCCCACAUUGCUUGGUAGGAAUUGGUUGAAGGCUAUUAGGUUGGAUUGGCAGUCUAUUAUUAUACUGAGCCUGCUGGGUUGCCCAAGGUACUAGAGAAGUACAGUGAGAUAUUUGAAGAUGGCCAAGGCACCUUCAAGGGGUAUGAAGCCCAUUUAGAAAUCAAUCCAAAUGCCCAGCCUCGUUACAACAAAGCCAGGACCAUACCUUAUUCUAAAAGAAAAGGGGUUGAAGAUGAACUAGA
Messenger RNA from Halichondria panicea, 1527 nucleotides. RefSeq lists its product as uncharacterized. The record is from RefSeq and is a predicted model, not a curated record. NCBI's taxonomy places the organism in Eukaryota, Metazoa, Porifera, Demospongiae, Suberitida, Halichondriidae. Gene Ontology annotation, biological process: proteolysis. Gene Ontology annotation, molecular function: aspartic-type endopeptidase activity; nucleic acid binding; zinc ion binding. The coding region runs from base 159 to 1379 and encodes 406 amino acids. The transcript has a single exon.